CUCUCUCGCGUUCGCGAGCUCGCUCGUUUCCUCCGUCGACGAAGGUAGAUAGGGAAAAAGGCGAGCUAUGAAGAUCACGGUGGAGAGCAGCGAUGGCUUCUCGUUCGACAUUCAGGCACGGCCGAACGACUCGGUUGCUGAUGUAAAGUGGAAUAUAGGGAAGAGAUGUGGGCAAACUCUUUAUCCAGUUCAGGAUCAGAAGCUCAAAUAUGGAGAGAAAGUUCUUAAAGAUGAUACUACGUUGAAGGAUAAUAAUAUCCGUGACAAUUGCUCUAUUUACUUGACGCGAGUGAUUCCACCCAGACCUUCUAGAGUUUCAUCUACCACCACUUCUACUACAACUGUGGUUCCAUCUUCAAAUUCUGUGCCUCCGAGCUCUACGAAUCCAGAUUCAACUCCAUCUCCACUUACAACAGUAACAGCAAACUUAGAUGUCCACAGUGCAAAUCUUCCUGCUGGCAGUAGCUUUGAUUUAACCAUUCAAAGCUUUGAUAGUGAUAUUCGUGAGGGGGCUUCGAGGAGAAACGAUGUUGAUCGUUCUUCAUGUGAUGCAUUUGAAAACACUAUAAAAAGGGCUCUUCGAUACCAACCUACAGUUGUACCUGCACAUGUGGGAGAUUCGCCCGUGGCUUCUCAAUUAGCACAGUUGGCAGCUGUCCAAGCUUCUCAACACACACAGACUGCAGCUGAAGCUUCUCAACCCACACCCCCUGCACCCCCUGCACCCGAAGCUGUACCUGCACAUGCGAGAGAUUCACCAGUGGCUUCUCAACUAGCACAGUUAGCAGCAGUCCAAGCUUCUCAACACACACAGACUGCAGCCGAAGCUUCUCAACCCACACCCCCUGCACCCCCUGCACCCGAAGGUAUACCUACACGUCAUAGAGUUCUAGCACAGAUUGCAGCAGUCCAAGCUUCUCAACUCGUACAAGCUGCAUCUGAAGCUUCUCAACCUGCUACCCCUCCAUACAAAUAUAAGGGUACGCCUGCACGUGCAAGACUUCUAAUGCAUCUUGCUGCAGGCCAAGCUCCUCGAUGCAAACAGACUGCAGCCCAAGCUUCUCAACCCGCACCACCUGCACCCGCUGCAGCUGAAGGUUUACCUGCAUGUGCAAGAGUUUCAUUAGUCGCUUGCCCACAGACAAGCAGUUCAGCAGCUGAUGCUCCACUCCUACCAUCUCUUGUAUCACAGCUUGCAGCAGCCCAAGCAUCGCAACCAGCACCCCCUGCACCCAAAGUUAGUGAGGUCAAUGCCACUCCUUUGAAUCUGUUCCAGGAUAUUCAUUACAGAGGGCUUGACCAUGUGAAAGACAAUCCACAGCUCCGAGCAUCGCGGGCUUUGGUGCAAGCAAAUCCUCACAUCCUAGAGCCAAUGCUUGAGGAGUUGGGUAGACAAAAUCCUGACGUUAGGCAGAGUAUUCAGGAUAAUCUAGCUGAGUUUAUGCAAGAUAUGCUUCAACUUUCUCAGAGACCAGUGGGCAAUUUAACAAACCAGUCAGCUGAUGCAAUUCCUCAAGAAAUUACAUUUACCUUAGAGGAGCGUGAAGCCAUUGAUCGGCUUGAAGCGAUGGGUUUUGACAGGAAGAUGGUAGUGCAAGUCUUCAUCGCUUGCAACAAGGAUGAGGCGCUGGCUGCACACAGUCUUUUGAACAAUCAUGACUGAACUUGAACAUGCAUGACAGAACUUUGGGCAGCUUUUGUUUUGUGUGGACAAAUAAUCUGAUUAGAAGAUAAUAGUACCUUACAAACACUGCCAUUAUUCUUUUCUCCUUUUCAGCCUUUUUUUUUUUCUCUUAGAUUUUAGCGUUUGGUGAUUGGUUGCUUUGAUGUGGACUUUGAAAAUAUAAUGUGACAUUUGAGGACGCACUAUUAGUGUUGCAGAAUAUUCUCAAAUGCUGCUUUGUGGGGCUUAGAUUCUUAACUCCUAACAGGAUCUUUUUAUC
Messenger RNA from Dioscorea cayenensis subsp. rotundata (Guinea yam), 1943 nucleotides. RefSeq names its product ubiquitin receptor RAD23d-like. Gene Ontology annotation, molecular function: proteasome binding; polyubiquitin modification-dependent protein binding; damaged DNA binding. The record is from RefSeq and is a predicted model, not a curated record. The transcript is spliced from 15 exons. Gene Ontology annotation, biological process: nucleotide-excision repair; proteasome-mediated ubiquitin-dependent protein catabolic process. Bases 68 to 1663 code for a protein of 531 amino acids. Gene Ontology annotation, cellular component: nucleoplasm; cytosol. Lineage: Eukaryota; Viridiplantae; Streptophyta; Magnoliopsida; Dioscoreales; Dioscoreaceae.